Notothenia coriiceps (black rockcod) is the source of this 1321-nucleotide messenger RNA. It is a transcript of the gene rad1, whose product is annotated as RAD1 homolog (S. pombe). The transcript has 7 exons. The record is from RefSeq and is a predicted model, not a curated record. NCBI's taxonomy places the organism in Eukaryota, Metazoa, Chordata, Actinopteri, Perciformes, Nototheniidae. Gene Ontology annotation, biological process: DNA repair; DNA damage checkpoint signaling. Gene Ontology annotation, cellular component: nucleus; checkpoint clamp complex. The coding region runs from base 109 to 948 and encodes 279 amino acids.
CGGUGUAGAAGAGACAACCGGAAGUUGAUACAUAAAAGGCAUCCAUGAUAAAAGGGCGCCUUUCUUCAAAACAACGACACGAGAUACUGAAUUACAUCUUUUGUCACAAUGCCUCUGUCAACCCAGUCGCAAGGCGAUGCGGAACAGUACGUUUUAGUGGCAAGUUUGGAUAAUGCUCGCAAUCUGUCCAACAUACUGAAAGCCAUCACCUUCAAAGACCAUGCCAUCUUCAGCGCCACACCCAAUGGACUGAAGGUCACUGUGGAGGACUCCAAAUGUAUGCAGGCCAAUGCCUUCAUCCAGUCUGAAAUCUUCCAGGAGUACACGAUAAAGGAAGAUUCGGUGGGUUUUCAGAUCAACCUCACUGUUCUGCUGGACUGCCUCAAUAUCUUUGGAGGAAGCACAGCUCCAGGAGUAUCAACAGCCCUGCGGAUGUGUUACAAGGGGUACGGUUACCCUCUGACCCUGUUCCUGGAGGAGGGGGGGGUAGUGACAGUGUGCAAGAUCAACACCCAAGAACCAGAAGAGCCAGUUGACUUUGAGUUCUGCAGCACCAACGUCACAAACAAGGUGAUCCUGCAGUCAGAGAGUCUGAAGGAAGCCUUCUCCGAGCUCGACAUGACCAGCGAGGUGCUGCAGAUCACCAUGUCCCCCAGCCAGCCAUACUUCAGGUUGUCUACAUUUGGGAACUCUGGAAAUGCCCAUUACGAUUAUCCCAAGGACUCUGACAUGAUGGAGCUGUUCAAAUGCACCAAGACACAAACCAACAGGUACAAGAUGUCUCUGCUGAAGCCCUCCACCAAAGCCCUGGCCUUGUCCUGUAAGGUCUCUGUGAGGACAGACAGCAGGGGCUUCCUCUCUCUGCAGUACCUGGUCAGGAAUGACGAUGGACAGAUCUGCUUUGUAGAAUAUUACUGUUGUCCUGACGAAGAGGUGGCGGAGGACUGAGGAAUCUCCAUUUUUAAAUGAGCAUUGCCAAGACAUUUUGGAGCAUUGCUGCUGGAUCUGGGGAAAGAUAAUGUUCCGGUUUGAUCUUGUUGGGUACCGGUUUGAUCUUGUUAGGUACCUGUGUGCAGUUAAACCACCAUCGUACAUCAUUUCAUAGACAAACCAAUUGUAUAUAGUUACUGUUUAAUAUGGAGACAGGUGUUUUGGUUCACAUAUCUCUUGCUAUGCUAUGUUAAUUGCCUUUAACUUAUUGAGCCAACAAAGUUGUUUAAUUGUGGCCACAUCUGUUCAUACAAUGUUUGUUUUCUAGAUAUUGCACCUUUUUGACACAUGCAGUGAGCUGGAUGAUGGCUAAUAAAAUAAGAUAUUCUAU